Annulohypoxylon truncatum is the source of this 1447-nucleotide messenger RNA. RefSeq lists its product as uncharacterized. Bases 337 to 1173 code for a protein of 278 amino acids. The record is from RefSeq and is a predicted model, not a curated record. Lineage: Eukaryota; Fungi; Ascomycota; Sordariomycetes; Xylariales; Hypoxylaceae. The transcript has a single exon.
GUCCAGUGUUUUCUGUACUCGCAACAUGGUGACGGUCACAUUCCAUACUACAGACGCAUUUGAGCAUGCCACCUCGGCAUGGCCAAGCGACGGCAAGUUUUAUCUCAUCACGAACCACUUGGGUAAUUGCGAUGCUUGGAGCGAGAGGGGAAUCUACCAGGUCACCGGUCUUAGCUGGGACAACGACUCCAUGACUGUAAAGGCUCAGGCACAGAAGACAACCUUGGCUAGCAUAGCAAGUAAGUUUCAUAUGACACGAGAGGUUAACAUUGUUGUUUGUACUAAUACCGGCUCAAAGUGUUAAUAGGGGUCGAUUUCGCCCAUUUAGAGGAAUCGAUGGUGGAUAAUGAUGGAAACAUCACGUUUGACGAACCUGGGCUCAACAUUGCUUCCAACUUCUCAAUUCCUUCUGGGACGGUAAUAUUCGCAGAGGAGCCGAACUUCUCUACUGUGGCCAAUGGUGGUUAUCUGAGCGACGCCGCUGUAAUUCGUGGCCAUUUCGAUUUCAAUGUUCCCACUCAACAACUUCAGAGUCUCUAUUUUAACAUAGAUGCAGCUUUCUUCGGAAACUUGGCUAUGACUUUCAACCUCACAGGGCCUGUAGACAACAGCAAUUUUGCCUUCACUCCUGGGACAUUCCUGCCGAGCGCGAUCAAUAUUCCCGGUAUUUUCAGUCUCAUGCCAGCACUUCAUUGGGUUAUUGGCGCCGAUGUUGGUUCUACCGGUCCUGUGGUACACAGUAGCAAUAUUACAGUGUCAAUACCAGAUGGCCAUGUGCAUGUGGACUUCCUGAACAAUGCCAAUUCGCGAGCCGUCGGUUGGGGACCACGUCUCACGUCGUCCGUGAGCACCCAGAAGGCUGCUUCGGGUCAUGUAUCUCCAUAUGUCGAUUUCUCCGUCGAGCUGUCCCUUGAUAUAUUGAAUGGCCUCUUCAACGUCACGGGCGGGGUCGCAGCGAAACCACAGUUCAUAAACGAGAUCAACGUUGCGAAAAGCCAGUCGCAUGUCAGGAAGGCUGAUCAUAUGCUUUCGCUGAGGAAUGUCACAUGCAACAGCGGAUUCGAGCUUCGCUCAGAUUUCAACUUCAGCGUAACGGCAUAUGUUGUAGACAAAUGGGACGUGUCGCUCUACAACACAUUGAUUCCCGUUGCGGAUGAGUGUUACCACUUUUAAUGCCUCAUUCGACUAGGAGUCAAUAAUUCAUGGCAAUCUUCAUAGCAUAUGAGCCUCAGUGCCAUGAUGCAGAUUUGUAGCUUUACGGAGUUAUAUGGCUUUAAGAUGGGCCGGAGGAGUAGAAGAGUAUUCGCAGACGAAGGGCUGACCUAAUGUGAAAGCCGGUACGUUGGAAUCUAUUUCAGUUAUUCCCUAAGAAGACGAUUAUGUAACUGUUAGCAUUCUGGUGCACGGACCAGGGAUGGAACCGGACUGGAGAACGAGAGUGGCGACG